Messenger RNA from Penicillium brasilianum, 2890 nucleotides. The record is from the annotation of a GenBank genome assembly. NCBI's taxonomy places the organism in Eukaryota, Fungi, Ascomycota, Eurotiomycetes, Eurotiales, Aspergillaceae.
UUGCUUCAGUCAAAGCUUGUAUAAAUGGUUCAAGCAUGAGACUUUAGCUCUUUUUCUCAAUGCCUUGUCUCGCCUUUACAAGAUAUAGAGGACAUGGAUGGUGGACCAAUAUGAGCAAAAAGACGCAAGGUAGCCUUGAAGGAGGAAACAGUCAUGCAAUUGAGAUGUGAAAUGAAGGAAUAAUGCAGUCAUCUAUAAGCCAAUCCUCUAUGGGGUCACUGCUGCUACUCUCCCGGUUCUCACACACUGUCACUACUGUCAACUCGCACGCUCGGCUGGUUUGGACUCACGUCAAUGGAGAUGGAGAUUUGUUCAGCCAAAUUGCCAAAUCUGUUGGAAGUGAACUGUCUCGGUCAAGUCUAAUCCUUAAGGUCAUCCAUAAUGGCAAAAUCCUGGAACAACUUGACCUUGGACAACAUGUUGGUGGUGGCAUAAAGGAGCCCCGAUCAAGUCAAAAUGAUGCAGGUUCGAAGCCAGCCUUUGCAGUCAUGGUCAAACUGCCUUGCAUUGCGAUCAAGUAUCUGCAGGAUGAAAUUCAUCUGCGUCGAUUCCAGGUCAGGUUCGCCAGAGACAGCGAUUACUACACGGCUUUGUCUAUGAUUAGUAGUAUCAAUUGUCCUCUGGCAGAUGGUACCUUGCCGUCCUCGCGUUUACCAACCACGGCCCAGAUGGCGAAUAAUCCCCCUCACCCGAUGAUCACACCAGAAAGCAAUACAUCGGGACCAUUCAACCAUAUGGCCCGAACCGCAUCUGGUUUUGAGACAUUGGCCUCCAAUGCCCCGUCUACCUCCUCAACCAAGGUUUAUCAACCCGUCGUCGGUGCCUUGCAGAAUUCAAUGACGAUGCAAAGCUUAGGUGCUGUCAAUGAAACCACAUUCAAACGCGGCCUUCUUGGCAUCAAACCCCAGUCAGGCGCUGCAACAACCCAACGAGUUCCUUCACGUCAGUCAACUGGACCGAUUUAUCACGACAAGGAACUCAAUCAGAUACUGCCCCCAAAGAGGGACUUACCAUUUCUAAAGCCAAAGUCGAAAAUGUCUCGCGCCGACACCUCGAGUCUGAGAUCAAGCCAGCAAGUCAUCCCCGAAUCCUCAUAUCCGGACCCUAUCCCGGAACCAAUGGAAUCGUCGAUGUCCGAUUCGCAAUCCCAGCAACUCAUUCAGACACAGCCCUACCCAGAAGCAAUGGAGACAAUGGAGCCGUCUCAGAUUUCCUCGCACGUCCAGCCUACGCUGCCUUACCCCGGAGCCAACACUCAGACGCAGCAGCCAGUCCCUGAGCCUUUGGCGGCUGGGUCUACCAAGGGGUUUCAGGACGAUGGACAUGUCAAUGCGACAAAUGUGCAAGCUUCUGGGUCGGCGGCACGCUCAACAGAAGAGCAGUUGUCGAUGUACCUCAAGUCGCCAACUCCAGCGCGUACCGCCUUCCUCAGCACCUGGAUGUGCGAGUUGAUCCAAGACGACGACUUUGUUACCCUUUGUGAGGAUGUUGAGGGGACGUGGCGGCGAUUCGCUUUCGGAAUGAAGCCGUGAUGGCGAGUGAGGGACAAGUGAGUCCUUGUGAUGGCGAGCUGUGAUACUAAUUACAUCUGCUAUUCAGCGGUCUGCUUAUUCGGUUCAUAAUUGAAUCCUGCUCUUGCUUGCAUGUCUGCGUAUAUCCUACUGUGUAAGACUUUAAUGACUCAGUAUAUCAUAUAUAGUGAAGCGAAUUACUUUGAUCUUCUCAUAUAAUUCUACUUAGAAUAGCAGGUAAGUUGACAAGUAAUGGCGGGAGCGACCUAGUCAUCCCCGGAACCAGAGAAGAAAACGGAGCCGAAGAGCAGCGCGUGCAGAUUCGAGGUAAUGAGGAAGAUACCAACCGUCAAAUUUCCGUGGAAGAAUAUUAAAAAAGAGCACGAAGUAGGGACGCAAGUUAUAAAGAGUUGUGCAGAGUACUCGAAUGGGAACAGGGGGUUUGCCAAACGACCCAACUCAAUAGACGUCCCUGAGAAGGGACAUGAGACGAGAGGGGAGAAAAAGGAACAAGCGGUGACAGGAAAGCACCUCAACGAGUCCGGCGGUAGAUAAGACCAGAGAAUACGUUCAGGUAACCUUCCUUGGUGAGCAUCGUGAAAUCCACCACAACGCGGCCACUGCUACCACCGACUUGCGCAAGCUGCGGCGCAAGGUUUGGCGAUGUCUCGCCCUGAUCAGCAGACAGCCCCGGAGGCGGCGUCGACGCGUUCUGGCCAACCGAGCCCUCGGCACCCACGGCCAGGUCGGCCAAGUGCUGGAGUGAACGCUGUUCGUUCGGGCCCAUGACCGGCGGCUGGGAACCCGCACCAACCUUGACUGCCCCACCGGCUUCGUGAAGAAGUGACUCCUGAGACUUUGCGCGGCGCCACUCGAGGAAGACGCGAAUUUUGGCGUCCCAACCGGGCGUCCCAAAGAUAUUGCCAAACUCAGCACUCUCCAUGGAGCGCUUGGCGCGACGGUCGAGAAUCUCUUCCACUUUUUCGAGCGAAUUCCAGCAUUCAUCACUAUGCUCGGACAGAACGGUUGCCUCGAGAAGAGUCAUUGAGGCGAGAGCCAGGCUGUGGAGAUCGAAUGGGGUGGAAAGGCGGUUUUGGAGGGUUGCCUUGUGCAGCUCGUUGAUGACUUCCUGGGCACAGUAAAUAAUCUCGUAGGGGCUGUAGAUAAAGACGUGACGCUUGAUCAGGAGGCGAACAGUCCAGUAGAGCUGGGCUUGGAGGCUUUCGAAAAGCGGACGGAUGGUGCUUUCGGGCAUCUCAUGCACCUUGAAGAUAUCCUCCAUCUCCGCGAGCCGCUCGAGUGAAGCGACCAUGUUGGCGCCCACCAUGCGACCAAGGCCGGUAUUGGUUUGGCAGACGUUGUGCUCCACAGUGGCCAGG